CGUUAUUCGCGCCGGGCGGAAGCGAGCGUACGUCGUGACGCUACGAAAGACGCCCGAUAUAUCGGAAGUGGAAGUAUACCGCGCCGGCCUAAAACGGUUUCCUUUUCACUCGGCUGAGAUCCUCUCCCUUUCCGUCGUAAGACACGUCGUCGAGUAUCGUAGUUCCGUCUUCAAUAUCGUUCGGAUUAAUCGCAAAAAACUGACGAUGUCUUCGGUUAUGUAUGAAUCCUUGGGCGCCAAGGUUGCCAUGUUUAACCAGUAUGCCAGCAAGCACAAGGAUAAACAAAGCAAGAACCCAUUCACGUCCGGCUUGAACAUCGAGAAGCCGAGAUUCUCCAAGGAGGAAUAUGGCAGGCCAGAAGCAGGCUCUUUGUCCGAUCUCCGUGGCCGCAAGGCAAAUGCCCACGUGCUGAAGGAGAUUCUGGAGCUCUGCGAGAUCAUUAAUCAGGAGGGUACACCUUGUCGGGACCAACCCGACGUAAUCGGCAUCACGUUCGGCGACAUCUUCAACAUUUACACCAAUAUCAGUAACAAGUGCGUGGGACUGCUGUUGAGGGCGAGGAAACAGAAGUACUUGGAAUUCGAGGGCGAGUGUCUCUUCCAGAGGAGAGACGACAACGUGCCAAUAUUCCUGGUGAAACCUGUCGAAGAAAUCCGUGAGGAGUAUAAUCAGCGGUUAGAAGAGAUCAGGAAAGAUAGUUAAUGCGAAUCACGUUUAUCCCUGCGAAUUUUGCCUGUGCCCGAAGCGAUGACAUUCGUGACUGCGACCGGUCGAGACCGGUCGGUCUACAUUAUUCGUCUGUAUUUUAUAAUAACGCAAUUAUCCAUCCAUAGUGUAUACUUUGCGUGUACUUGCGUGUACUUAACUCGUCGGGUUUUGUAUGUAAAUAAAUGAGCGUGACUCGAUGUAAAUAAUUCGCCGCUGGUGUGAUUGGGAUACGUUAAUGCGACAAACAUGUUAGAGCGACAAAUAGUAUAAUUUUUACAGUACAUUCUGUUAGGACGUUGUCAACUUUGUAAAUAUCCAGCGUGUAAUAAACGACUGAUGUAUCUUCCGUA
Molecule: messenger RNA, 1059 nt
Organism: Dinoponera quadriceps
Lineage: Eukaryota; Metazoa; Arthropoda; Insecta; Hymenoptera; Formicidae
Product: actin-binding Rho-activating protein-like
Exons: 4
Coding region: 206-703 (165 amino acids)
Biological process (GO): positive regulation of Rho protein signal transduction
Molecular function (GO): actin binding
Source: RefSeq, a predicted model, not a curated record